Messenger RNA from Chara braunii, 4867 nucleotides. The record is from the annotation of a GenBank genome assembly. Lineage: Eukaryota; Viridiplantae; Streptophyta; Charophyceae; Charales; Characeae.
UUGAAGUUUCCCCGUCUCUCUCUUUGUCUCUCUCUCUCUUCAGUUUCUCUCUCUUUUCCUUUCUCUCUCUCUCUCUCUCACACACACACACACACACACACUCACACACACACACACCUGCCAUUUUCCGCGCUGAGGUUCUUGUCGUUGCGGCGCACAGGGUUAUUCUUUCUCUCUCUCUCUCUCUUGACUUUUUCUCUGUCUCUCACUGUCUCCACCUCUCUCUGUGUCACUCUCUGCAUCUCUCUCUCGCUCACCUGCUGCCCUUUUGCGCGCCGAGCUUGUUGUCAUUGCGGAGCACAGGGUUAUGCGUGUUCCUUGGGGGAAAAAUCGCUGUAGUCGACGAUUGCCUCCACAGCUCUUGAAAGGGUAAUAAGAGACACGGCACGGCAGAUCCAAGGGUGUGUAAAUCAUCGGCAGAGUGACGCGUGUCAUCCCCGGAUAGCAUUGCAUGAAUGGUGGCGACUCAAGGAGCCAAGGCACUUGUGUCAGAGAGACACGUGUCAUCUCCACGCUGAUCUCAAUCAGGUUUUGUGAAGAGCCCAAGGACUGGCUUGGCUUGUGGAGAGCCACAUUUGGAAUUGGGCGACUAGCCCAUGGACCUUUGACUGUCGGACAGAGAGGCCAGGUACUGUGUUCAAGGGAUCGGGCACUCUUUCAGGGACCGAGGACUGUCCCAGGGACCAGGGACGGGUCCACAGGGACCAUGGCCAAGGACUGCUCCAGAGCGUGUCCACAGGUAAUGCUCAGGUGCCCGAGGGGCAUGGCUGAGCUGAAGAACAGAAUGAAGCCAUCGGCCGGGAGUGCAGAACGUUUGGACUUGCAUGAGAAGAAGACAGGUUCCCAAUGCUGCUGUAGAGGAUGUGACAAGGGAUACGAGCAUGGGAGUCUUUGGCCUGUAAGACGCCAUGCACGGGCUUUGCAUUUCGCAUUCGUCUUACUGUUGGUCCUUGCUUUUCUUGGAGUUCUGGAAGCUGAUGCGUCAAGUUUGUUACCUCCUGAUGCAAUCCGACAAGGCGGAAGCGAUGAGAUUACACUUGUCGAUCGAGAACAUCGUCAAGUGGUUGUCUCAGGGGUGCGGCAGCUGAGAGGAAGUCGGCGAGCGGAUUUGACCCUUGGAAAGGAAAGGCGGUCUGGUGACUUGGAAGUGGAGGGAAGGAUGUUGGCAGGAGACGGCGGCCAUGUUGCAUCUUCUAUGUGUAGUAAGAGGAGCUGCAAGCACAGAAUUCUGAGGACACGUGCAGCGUAUAUGAAACCCCGACACACCCCUCCAACCCCAGUCCUAACCCCAGUUAUAGCCCCGCUUUUUCCUUAUAACAUGUCGAUGCUGGCCCCUGAGGGGGUGACGAAGCUGGCUGUCCAGUUGAUGCAAGCUAUGAACACGAGCGGGAAUGGAAGUGUGAAUGGCAGCUCCAAUGUUGUGUUUUCGCCACUUAGUGUGUUCGGGGUACUGGCCAUGGUGACAGGGGGUGCAGGCGGCAACACUCUGUCUCAGCUCUUGGCAGCGUUGAAUACCUCGGAUGUCUAUCGGCUGAGUGAUGACCUGAGACGGGCUCUGCCGAAACCCACCAAUGAUAGCAAUAGCACUGCAAGUCUUGCGGCAGGAGGCAACGACACAAUGGUGUACGACUUUGUGAGCAAUCUGUGGGUCGACUCCAACUUCCCCCUCAGUUCUUUCUUCACCAACCUUACCAAUUCAACGUUCAAUGCGGUUCCCCAAGCUGUCGAUUUUGCUGUUAGUGCAGAGUCCAUUCGUGAGAAGAUCAACGACUGGGUUGCGAACACGACACACGGGAAGAUUCUAGAUCUUCUUCCGCCGGGAUCACUGGAUGCUCUUACGCGGCUCGUGCUUGUGAAUGCACUCUAUUUCAAAGCGCCGUGGGCUACGAAGUUUGACCCGGCGUUGACGCGACCGAGGCCGUUCAUGUUAUCGAGUCGAGUGUCAGUCAACGUUCCAACGAUGAAGGUAAGGGGCCUGGAGGGGUCUGUGCACAGCAUGUGCAAAAAUGAGGGGGCGUCCGCGAACUUCUCUGUGCUGCGUUUACCCUAUGCUAUGCCGGAUGCGGAGGAUGAGGAAAUGGUUACACCAGGCGCAGCCAUGUACAUAUUCCUGCCGACAAAAGCCGACGGCCUUGCCGACCUUGUGGCAGAGCUUACCCCUGAUCAGUUGAGCCGGUGUCUUUCGAUGAGCUUGAGCCCCUCCAGUGAGGUCAGGAUAUCUGAGCUGAGGAUACCACGGUUCCGUGUGGCUUCGGACUCGCUGUUGCUGAAGGAUGCGCUCAAGUCGAUUGGUAUUGUUGAUGCAUUCGAUCCGGAGUACGCAAACUUCACCGCCAUGUCUGAUGUCAGCACGGGACUGUACGUGUCACAAGUAUUCCACAAAGCUUUUGUUGAAGUCAACGAGGAAGGCUCGGAAGCUGCGGCGGCAACAGGGGCGACGGUCAUGGUCAGAUCUGCACCUGUUCGGAACAGGCCUGUCAAUUUCAUUGUCGACCGACCAUUUUUGUACAUCAUUCAAGAUGCCUCCGGAAGCAUUGUUAUCAUGGGACAGGUUUAUGACCCACGGAUGUAAGGGGAGGGGAGUUUUUUCCACCGGGCAUGGCAUUGCAUACGCUCGUUGCUCCACUGUACAACAUUCUGAAUGUAUCUGGGCCCUGUAGUGGUCCACAUACCUUGAAAAUGCUGGAACAGUCCAAAGACUCCAAACGUAUCUCCGACAGUCCCAGGACUUGCAGAAACUGAGUAGUGGAGCAUAUAUGUUGCGAUCAAAUGCACGAUGCGUGCAUGCCAAAACCAGUAAUUGUGAAACUAGUCCAGAGGCAUAAUGGCAAACCAUACAAAAACUUUUUUGCCUCAUGUAACUCUUCUCAGAAUCUUCUCGGCAUCUGAAAACGAGAUGGUCACACAAGGAUAAAGAACACCAGGGCAGGAGAGGUGUGGGCGUAUAUGAGUAUAAUGUGCGAAAGGUCAGCGAUACGCUUUUCACACGUGUCUGCCUGGAAGAUACAGACAGGGUACCGCCGCCAUACCCUCUGAGGAUCAGUAGACUCGCAAGUCGAAUAACCUCCUUUUUGUCCAUCUCCCAGGUAAUCCCCCAGGCAGGACAGCGGUACCCGACACAGACAGGGUACCGCUGUCCCACCUGUGGAGGAUCAGUGGACGCACAGGUUGAGUAAUCUCCUUUUUGUCCGUCUCCCAAGGUAGUCCCACUGCAUGGACAGCGGUACUUUGGGAGUGUCCUGACCCUCAACAGGCAGUCUGGUAGGUACGUGCCAGCUGCCCUCUCCAUGGCAGAUAAAAGACGUCGUCUUUUCUAAAUGCGAAGAGUGGGCUUGACGUCAAGGGGGGUGAAUUUUCCAGAUGGAUUUGAGGCGUUUUGAUCAUUACGCCGAUGCAUGCCUUGAAGUUUAUUGCCACACUGCUUUCUCCUUUCUGCUUUCUGCUUUCUGCUUUCUGAUGCAUCCAAAAUAUGGUGCUUCACGUUGGUUGCUGUGGAAGACGUAGUCUGGUAUCCCCCUGCCAAGUCUGGUUGUCGAUCAAACAGGUGAUGCUAGCUGUAGGCUUGACACCCAGGAGGCAUUUUGUGACACUGUAGGCUUGAUCCCCAGGCACCAUUUUGUGGCAAAUAGUUUUACCCCCCUCAGUGUAAACUGCUAUGUAGGGUAGGAUGAUCAGACACGUGGUGCUGGCUGGCGGCUAUUCUGCCUGGCCUGGUGCGACUAUUCUGCCUGGCCUGGCGCGGCUAUUCUUCCUGGCCUGGCUUUUCUCAGCACACAGGUCUGUCGGUUGUUUUUCGGGUUGCUGCUACAUGACAGUGGGCAACGCUUCGGUUCGAUCUGGUUAGACUGUUUGUCUUCUUUGCUGAUCGUGAUAUGCGGCCUGAGAUUCCUGCGAUAAGUACGGAAGUUUCACUGAAGUUGCACUGAAGUUUCAGUGAUUUACAAGAAAGAACACCUUCACUUUCGAGAGGUGCGUUGGUUGUGUGCAGAAAGGGAAGAUUCUUGAGGAGUCCUGUCCUCUCUGAUAAGAAGUGUUAAUCUUGCUACAAGCAUUGCGUCGACAUUUAGCUCCUCGACUGGCUAGCUCACCAGCCAGCUAGUUAGUCAUUGGGUAGCUAUCUUGCUUGUUUAGCUUGUUAGUUGCCUGGCUAGGUAGUUUGGUAUAGCCAAAUAGCCAAUCCACUUGGAGAAGAACUUGGGACUGCCAACUUGGUAGGCUAUCUACCUACCUUGUUGGCUAUAGCUGGCGAGUUGCCUGGCUAGUCGGGUACAGUAAUCCACUUGCACACGAACUGUCGUUGAUUGCCAAAUCUAACUCUAUAGUACUCCCACAAUGGGCAAGUGAGCAUUAUGCGUUGAAGCUGUAUGAAUGGAAACACUAGGAAUUGGUUCCAUGGAUCUCCACGGUUAUUCCGUCUCUGACAAUCGAUGACGUACUGAUGCAUGGCAAUUGCGAACCGCCGAACCACCGCACCGCAAGCGUGAUAAGCAGUUGUGUCAAGUGAGGGAGGGGUAUAUCAGUGUUGGUAAUUGCUGCUGCUGCAUGUAGCUGCCUGCAUCUUGGAGUAAGCUUUUCCAUGUACUUCAUGUUCUUCAUGUCUGGCUUGUCGGGAAGAUCUUCGCGACAACUCCGUCAUUGGACGAGUUCAUGCAAGCUUCUUGGCUAGCUAGCGAGUUGAUUAAAAAAUUACCGUUCGAAAUUGCUUUUAAUUUGCGAGUGGCAAUUAAACCGUAGACAGCUAGUUAGCCAUUGGGUCGAGCUAUUUACCUUGCUGACUAUAGCUGGCCAUUGCCUAGCUAGUUAGCCAUUUGGUUGCUAUCUAUCUACCCUGCUAACUAUAGCUGGCUAAUCAACUAGUUAUCUGGCU